CACCUAUGAGAUGACAGAUACCACACCCAACCUGAAUGGGGCUGGCUUGAACUUCUUCAGUAUAAGAUCUGAAAACAACAGGGGGGUUAUAUCCAUUGUUCUACCCUUGUAUACUGACAAUCAAGAUACACCAGUGUACACGUUUUCCGUCAGGGCUCGUGAUAAUGGAAGUCCUACUCAGUUUUCUGUGGAUCAAGCUUCAGUAAGGAUCACCGUGUACAGAAACUUAUUCCCACCCAUCUUCCAAGGAACACCUUACACAGCUACUCUUAACUUCAACAGUGUCAGUGGUACUACUGUCAAACAAGUCAACGCCACAGAUGCUGAUGCACAGAGUCCCCACAACGUUGUGACCCACUCUAUCAUUGGUGAUGCUACAGCACAAACUUUGUUCAGCAUUAACGCUGCCAGUGGUUUGAUCACAACUCGUCAGAGUCUGCUCAAUAACAAUGUGGAAUCCUCUUCAAUUCUGAUUGAGGCUAGAGAUGGGGGCACUCCCAGUCUAUCUGCCACAUCUACAGUAAGCGUCACCAUUUCCAGAAAUCUGAACCCCCCAGAGUGGGUCAGCACAUCUUACACAGUCAACAUUACAGAAACCCAAGAUCUGGGAGUCACUAUCACCAACAUGAAUACAAGGGAUGCUGAUACUGCGUCGCCAUACAACACAAGAAUUACAACUUUAACGGGAGAAGCUGACAUGCUGCAAUUUUUCAGACUGACAGAGAAUGGCAGAUUGUCAGUCCAAAGACCUUUGACACUUUCAACAAGGAGAUCAUUCACAGGAACUGUAUCUCUACAAGAUGGAGGAAAUCCUCCUCUGACACCUACUGGGGUUAAAACAGCCACCAUCACAGUGUAUGUGUCCAGAAAUGACCACACCCCUUAUUUUAUCAACGACCCAUACUCCAAGGACUUGGAGGGUAAUAUUCAGACUGGGGCCAGUGUUCUACAGGUCACAGCCAGGGACAAUGAUCAGGGUCCGUUUGGUAUUGUUCGAUACAGAGUAACUGGAGACGAUCUGGCACCUACCUAUUUCCAGGUUGACCCCACGUCUGGUUUGAUUACUGUUAGGAACGUCUUGAGUGGUGUUAAUCAAGAUCAGUUUAAGGUAAGAAUAGAAGCCUAUGACCAGGGAAGCCCCAGCAAGACCAAUGUUACAGUCGUAACCCUGACAGUAAAAAGCAACUAUCAACGUCCAAUCUUCAACCGUCUUUCGUAUGUGGCACGAAUCCCAGAAACACAGAGUCUAGGUCAACAGAUUAUUGCAGUGACUGCAAAUGACACUGACGCAUUGGCACCAAACAAUGUUGUGAGAUAUUCCCUGACUGCUGGACCAGAGGAUAUUGAGUGUUUCCUUAUUGAUGCUGUGACAGGAAGUCUGUCUUUGAGACGGUCCCUCCUGUAUGACCCAUGUAGAGGGGAUAGAUAUCAGAUGACUGUCACUGCCACGGAUCAAGGUUUGAAUCCUCUCUCAAAUUCAAUUACCGUCACGGUGGAUGUGGAUCGCAAUGCCAAUCCCCCGAUCUUCCAAAACAUUCCCACAAUCAUUUCCAUCAAUGAGAAUCAACCCACUGGACAGGGCUUUUUCACAGUCACUGCAACAGAUGCAGAUACAGUGAGUCCCUUCAAUGACAUCCGAUACUCCCUGGUGGGUGAUGGUACAGCGACUGUGUACUUCCAAGUAGAUCAAUCAACAGGCCUUGUUACUCUGAGACAGACUGUUCAGGCCGACACAGCUUCUACAUACAGGCUGGCAUUCAGAGCUACUGACGGUGGAAACCCACCAAGGUAUGAUGAGAAAAUUCUGACGGUCAAUGUCAAUCGCAAUCUCCUCAGUCCUGAAUUUGUGAAGCAGGAUUAUGCUGUUACAAUCUGGGAAACUCAGGCCCUCAAUGUUUUAGUGGAGGAGGUCUUGGCCCUGGAUAAUGACACUAAGGCUCCACACAAUGAAGUAACAUAUGAAAUUGUGAGUGAUGCACUUGCUCAGAAUUACUUCAGGAUCGACACAGAGGGAAGAAUUUAUGUCAGGAUACCACUGACAGAUGACUCUGCCAAGACAGGCCUCUACACUUUGUCUGUGAGGGCCAAUGACAAAGGAACUCCUCAACGCUCCAGUAAUAACCUGGCCACUGUAAGAGUGACAGUCCUGAGAAAUAGAAACUGUCCAACAUUUACACCUUCCGUGGUCCCCAUCUCUAUUGACCAGUCCUCACUGAGUCGUAUGAUUUAUGAUGCCAAUGCUACAGAUCCAGACACAACUAAUACCCCAUUCAGCACAAUCAGGUACACUCUGAUUGGAGAUGAAAGUGCUCCUUCCUUCUUCAGAAUUGACUCUCAGUCAGGACAGGUUACUACAAUAGAGCCAUCUUUGUUCUCAGAUCAAGGCACUGUCUAUCAGUUGAGGAUUCAGGCUACAGAUGCUGUGAAUACUGCCACAAGCUGCUCAGGAAACCUUGUUUUGCGAGUUACUGUUAACAGAAACUUGAAUAGUCCAGUAUGGAUAAAUGUAAAUUCACCCAAUAACUAUGUGAGAACAAUUUUUGAGACUCAGUCUGUGACUCAGUUUGUGGUUAGGAUCCAGGCUACAGACAGUGAUGACAAGGCACCAAACAAUGUAGUCAGCUAUGCUAUGACUACCAAUUCCCCCAACAGAGAUUUGUUCUUUGUGGAUGUUGAUGGAUAUGUGUUCUUGAGGAACAGUCUUGUGGGACAAACUGGCGACCCUUACACAGUGAGGUUUGUAGCCACUGACGGUGGUGUUCCUGCCAGGACCAGCCCGGAGGCCACUCUGACUGUGAAUGUGAUUCGUAAUCAGUUCCCCCCAGAGAUCACCAAUCUCCCCACAACUGUCAACAUCUCAGAGAAUCAGCUUGUCAACCAAGAAAUUUUCAGGGUCACUGGCAGAGACAAUGACACAUCAGCUCCAUUCAAUACCUUUACCUUUGAACUGGUAGGAGACAAUGAAGCCACCACAUACUUCCAGGUGGCUCCCGGUGGUUCAGUUACCCUGCGACAAUCUAUUACCACAGACCCUUCUAAUUCCUUCCAGCUGCGUGUCCGAGCAAAGGAUGGUGGGACACCCCAGAGGCAGGAUGAGGAGCUACUGACGGUUAGAGUGGACAGAAAUCUACGGAGUCCAUUAAUGACGGCUAGGACAUACAGUGCCCGAAUUCUGGAGAUUCAAGCAGUAUCAGAGCCCCUGGUCACAGUGCAGGCCACUGAUGGAGAUACAUUUGCACCAAACAAUCAGUUGAGAUACUUUAUCGUGGGUUCUAACACAACCAUCACUGAUUACUUCAUGGUAAACGAAGACAAUGGCGGCGUCAUGCUGAGGAGAUCCAUGUUAGAUUACCCAAAUCAAGCAACAAGAUUUACAGUCAAUUUCCAAGUCAAUGCAGCAGACAGAGGAAGUGUUCCACGGACGGCUAACAACCCUCAGCUGGUGUCCAUUUCUGUGGUCAGAAACACAGCCCCUUACUUUGAGAAUGUAUUUACAUACCAGACCCAGGUGCAACAGAAUGCUGCCGGAGGCACGGUUGUAUUCACACCCUCAGGAAGGGACGCGGAUGCAGAUAGCCCUUUCAAUACUCUGACAUAUUCUCUGAUUGGAGAUGACCCAGCCCCCUCUGUGUUCCAAAUCAACCCAAGUACCGGAGCAAUAUCAACCAAACCAACAACAAACUUGACACAAACUUCUGGAAACUUUGUGGCUCGAGUGCAAGUGACCGAUGGUGGAUCGCCUCCCUUGUCGGAUACCGCGACAGUCUCCAUCAAUGUGGAAAGAAAUCUGAAUUCACCACGUUUCCUGCAUCUCAAUGACCUCACCGUAAAUAUCCCAGAAAUUCUAUCGGCUGGCUCAAACAUCAUUGACCUCAAUGCCACAGAUGAUGAUGCUUAUAUACCAAACAACGUCAUCUCAUAUGUCAUAACAGGAGGAGUUGGAAAUCCACUUGAAUAUUUUUUCAUAAACCCUGGCACAGGUGUUAUUGUCCUUCAGAAAUCUGUGAAAUCGAUCGCCACCAGUAAUUUCAGGCUGACAGUGGAAGCCAGAGAUCAAGGAAGUCCCCAGCGGUUUGCUACUGCCACAGUGCACAUUAAUGUACUGAGAGACAGUGGAGUGCUUACUUUCUCUGCCAAUAAUUACAAUGCUACUAUUAGUGAGAACACACCAGUCAGUGCAUCAGUUGUAACAACAGUAGCCUCUCCUGGGGCCAGCAUUGUGUAUACCUUGCUUGGUAUAGGAAGUGGACCUGAUUAUUUUGGUGUCAAUCCAACUUCAGGACAAGUGAAUGUUAUACAAGCCCUUACCCAGGACGCAUCUCGACUCACUUCCUACAGGUUGUUAGUUCAGGCAGUAAAUCAAGGAGUAUCAACACAGACUGCCACAUCUACCGUUAACAUUAUAGUCACCCGUAAUGAAAAUGGUCCAGUAUUCCAGCCUACUUCAUAUGUUGUCACUGUACAGGACACUAUUCCACUAGGUUCCAACAUAACUCAAGUAACUGCAAGUGAUGCGGACAAUGACCCAUUGAACUACAGAAUACUGAGUGGCUCCCCCUACACAGAGCUGUUUUAUCUGGACCCAGUGACAGGGGUCAUCACAUUGAAGGGUGUUCUCCUAGGAAGGACUGAAAACCAGUACACUUUCACAGUACAGGCCAGUGACCAGAGGACUCCAGAGAAAACCACCACGGCCAACGUCGUGGUCAAUGUGAUCAAGGAUCAGUUCAGCCCUGAGUUCAUCCGCACUCCGUAUAAUGUUCAAACGACCGAGAAUACCCCAGACGGAACCAUCAUCUUCAACACAGAGGCCAUAGACCGAGAUCUUAAAGAGAGAAUUGUAUACACUGUUAUUGGUGACAAUGCUGCUCCAGCCUUUUUUGGUGUGAUCUCUGACAGAGGGAAUAUAACGAUUAUAAAUCAAGCCCUUCUCAGAAAAGAUGUGGGCACCACAUACACACUCCGUCUCACUGCCCAUGAUACACGAUAUCCCAACAAUAAAGCCAAUGCCACUGUCACCAUUACUGUGAGGAGGAACCUGAAUGCUCCUGUUUUCUCCCUACCAAGCUACAGUCGAACAGUUCUGGACACAAUUCCUCUUGGAGAUCAAGUGGUUCAAGUUAACGCAACAGAUGCUGAUGGAGAUCAAAUUCGAUACAGCAUAAUUGGUGAUUCCAGAGCCCAGACUUACUAUUACAUAAAUCCAGAAACAGGCUGGAUCACAAUUAAAAGACAUCUGACCACAGGAAAUCAGGAUAAUGACCAGAUUCAAGUCCAGGCCUGUGACCAGAGAGAUCCACAGAACUGUAGACAGGCUCUAGCUUUCAUCACAAUUGACCGUAAUAAGGUGUCUCCAGUGUUUGUAAACACUCCUUACAGCAGGAGCUUAGGACAGGGCACCCCUGCCUCGCAAACCGUUGUCUUCACAGUCAGUGCUACUGAUCAAGAUAUGAACCCAAAUACAGGAAGUAUCAUGUAUGAUGUGAUAGGAAACUACCCUGCUCCAUCAUUUUUCUCAUUGAAUACAACCACAGGACAAAUCAAUGUUGCCCGGGGCUUAAUGGAGGACAGCUUACAGAGAUCUCAGUAUGAUCUGGUUGUAAUAGCCUAUGACACCCAGUAUCCUACAGACAGAGCCACGGCCACUGUUACCAUUGUCGUCAACCGCAAUCCUAACCCUCCAGCCUUUACCCAGUCUAUCUACAGUGUUCAAGUAGCUGAGAGUUUACCUCUAGGAAGUAACAUUACACAGGUUUCAGCAUCAGAUGCAGACAAUGAUCCUGUUUCCUAUUUCUUCAGUUCAGGAGGGAACACCGGGGCAGAUGAUUUAAAUUUCUUUUAUCUGAAUGCAGAAACGGGAGUCAUAACGCUAAAGUCCCUACUCACUUCAACAUCAACUAAUACAUUUACGUUUGAUGUAACAGCAAGGGAUCCUAGUGGUAAAGUAGGAAGUGCUCAGGUCAAUGUACUUGUCAUCAGGGAUCAACCCCCAGUGUUUGAGGGGACACCUUACAGAGUACAAAUUGUUGAGAGCCAGCAAACUAACUUGAGAGUGUACACAGUCAGUGCAAGGGAUCCUGAUCGGAAGGGUUCAAUUGUGUAUGGUGUAGCUGGAUCAUUGAAUGCUCCUUUCUUCUUUGGAGUUGAUAACUCGAGUGGAGAGGUUGCUAUCAACAACGACUUGAGAAAAGACAUACAACAGCAGUAUAAACUUGUCGUCACUGCAUAUGACAGCGGUUCUCCUGGAAAAACGGCCACUGCUACUCUGACAAUUGAUGUCACUAAAAACCCAUCCAACCCCCAGUUUGGUCUGCCAUCUUACACCACAACCAUCUGGGAAGACAGAGCACCAGGAUCCAAUAUUCUUAACAUCACAGCAACUGAUGCAGACAACGACGUUCUGCGGUUUGACUUGUUGAGUGAUGGCACUGCGGCAUCAAACAGGGCUUUAAUGUAUUUCUCAUUGGACCCCACCAAUGGUCAGUUCUUUGUGGCAAAAUCGCUAAUGGAUGACACAACUAAGGCUGCAGAAUACAAUUUGAAAGUACGGGUGCGAGAUCAGCAGUAUCCUGAUUAUGAGAAGUCGGCAGAGGCUAAUGUCAGAGUUAUAGUCAACAGAAAUCGGCAGAGUCCAUUCUUCCUGGGGACUUACGCAAGAGAGCUGUCUGAGAAUUCACCAAUUUCCAUAUCUAUUUUACAAGUGUCGGCCCAGGACUCUGACAGCCGGCCCACAAGUUCCCUUAGAUAUGAAGCUACAGGGUUUGGCUCAGCACCAUACUUCUUCUAUCUAUCACCAACUAAUGGGUCCAUAUAUAUCCAGAACGACCUCAGAUCAGAGAAGAAUGUCUUCCAAUAUGUUCUUCAAGUCCAGGCCUAUGAUGUAGCAUAUCCCAAUGACAGAGCAACAACAAAUGUAACAAUUACAAUUACACGCAAUGAAAACGCACCACAGUUUGACAGAGUCCAAUACUCUGCCAACAUCAGUGAAAGCACUGCCAUUAAUGUGGUAGUUUUACAGCUCAAUGCAACAGACAGGGACAUUGGGGACAGGAUAACCUAUGGAUAUGAUGGAGCUAAUCCAGUUCCGUUCACUCGGCUUUUCUCCUUGAGUCCCAACACUGGUGUCAUCACCGUACAGGCUGACUUAACCACUGACUUGCAGCCAGCAUAUACAGCUACAGUGUAUGCAUAUGACAACAGUAACCCUGAGAGGAAAACUGCAGUUCAAGUGAUCAUUUCAGUGUAUCGAGACCGCUCGUCACCUCAGUUCUCUGUUGGAAACCAAACUGUCACUGUGUCAGAAAAUGCUGCCAUUGGGACAUCAGUCGCUGCACUUUCUGCUGAUGAUUCUGAUCGAGUGGGAGUUGUUACUUAUGAAGUGACAGGUGUCUACCCUGCUCCCAGUCUGUUUUCAGUUCAUCCAACAAAUGGCGUGGUGUCUGUUGCCAAGGACCUACAGUUUGAAGCUGUCAGAUCUGACUCGCAGUACAGACUAACGGUAGAAGCCUAUGAUUCCUUCCGUCCUAACAGGAGGGCCUCUGCCACUGUAACUAUCUUAGUUCUCAGGAACCCCAGUACCCCCACCUGGGCACUGCCUGCAUAUGCAGCCACUAUCAGGGAAGACCAUCCACCAUUCUCAAGCAUUGUUCAAGUAACUGCCACAGAUCAGGACCAAGAGGACAAACUCAGCUAUGAUAUUGUGAAUGAAAUAGAUGAGAAAGCACUCAGCAGUGGAGCAUCUGAUAACUUCUACAUUGACACAGAUACGGGCAUGAUUUACCUGAAGAAGAAUCUCAUGAACACGCCAUUCACCAGAUUUAUUUUGACAGUUCAAGCUUGUGACGAUGGUGUGCCUCACAAGUGUGCUAAUACAACUGUAACCAUCACCAUCAGUGAAGAUAAAAACGCCCCAGUGUUCAACAAUGCUCCAUUUAUUAGGACAAUCAAUGAAAACUAUGUUGUCGGACAAGAGGUUCUCGUGGUGACUGCCGUUGACAACAAUGCACUUGCUGCAAUUAGAUAUAUGAUGGAACCUCCUGUGCCAAGAUAUUUUGCUAUUGAUGAAGCAACUGGAAACAUUACUGUUGCCAAGUCACUCAAUACAUCCUUGGAGACAACAUACAGUUUCAAAAUCUCAACCUAUGACAGUGGAGAGCCACAGUAUAAGUCUACAGCUGAUGUCACCAUCAUCGUUAUUCGUAACCUGAAUCAACCCCGCUUCCUUCAGAAUCCCUACAAUGUACAGGUUGAUCAGAAUGCCAACUAUGGGUCUACAGUGGUCAAUACCACAGCAGUAGAUGAUGACAAGGAUAUUCUCCGCUAUACGAUGACUGGUUCUGGUAAUUCCCAGAUACAGUCAGAAGUUCAGAUGUAUUUUGACAUUGGUCCUGAUGAUGGAGUAGUCUACCUUAAACAGUUACUGACCAAUGUUCCCAGGCAAUCAUACACGUUAUUUGUAUUUGCAAGAGAUCAGCGUCCUGUAAAUGAAAAAACUGGCACGGCCACAGUGAAUGUGGUCAUCGAUUUUGAUGAAACUCCCCGUUAUCUUGACAACCUACCUUACAGAGCCAACAUUAUAGAGUCACAAACCAUAGAUUCACUUGUAUCUCAACUAAGGGCGCAAGAUCCCGAUCUGAAGGGUGAUCUGACCUAUGAGGCCAUUGGAAUGUACCCUGCUGAAGAUUACUUCAGUGUCAACUCCUCCACUGGAGCUGUUAGGUUGAUCAGAGAUCUGAAAACCGAUCCCUCUGGACUUACAACUUACACUCUGCGUGUUGUGGCUUAUGACUCCCUGUAUCCACGACUAAAAGCAACAGCAGACGUUAUAAUCAGUGUCACCAGAAAUCCAUUUGCCCCUUCAUUCUCUCCCUCGGCCGACUACAGCGCCACAGUACAGGAAAAUGUCACUCUGGGCUACUCAGUCUUAGACAUUAAUGCUACGGAUGUGGAUAAUGAUCCAGUGACAUUUGCCAUUGUGGCCUCAGCACCUGCUGGUGGAGAAAAUUUCUUCUACCUUGACCCAAAUUCUGGGCUUUUGACAACCAAGAGGCUGCUGACAACAGCCCCAAAUAACUUUUAUCAGAUGACAAUCCAAGCGUCGGAUGGGAGAGGCAGAGCUGCUAAUGCCACGGCCAGAAUUACCAUCACCCGUAUUCCUACAGACCAGAGGCCAUUCUUUGUUUCUACCCCUAACAGAACCAUAACAUUCAGAGAGGCAGUCAACAGUCAAAUUGUCACUGUGAUCGCACAAGAUCCUAAUCCAGUGGGAAGCAUAAGAUAUGAACUUGUUGGAAUUUAUCCUGCUCAAGAUUUCUUUGCUGUCAACCCUACUACAGGAGUGGUGAAUCUGAUAAAAGAUCUUGCUACCGACAAUUUUGAAACUAUGCAGUACACUCUUCGACUUGAAGCAUAUGAUACAAAUAACCCCAACCUGAGAGCAGUUGGUCUGUCCUUUAUCACCGUAAUCAGAAACCCAGCCUCUCCAGUAUUUGAAGUUGGUGAUUACUCCAUGUCGAUAGAAGAAAUUCAGCCAGUGGGAUCCAUUCUACUGGAAGUUAAUGCUACAGAUAAUGAUGGGGAUCAAGUACUGUAUGAUGUUGUACAAGACUCUAAUGGAAUCCAAGCUAAUGAGUUCUUCUUGGUGAACAGAGAAAAUGGCAAGAUUUACCUCACUAGAGAUCUGAGAACCACCACUCUAAAUUCAUUCACGUUCCAAGUAAGAGCUCGUGACCAAGGUCGUCCGGAGAAGUUCUCCACAGCGCGAGUGACAUUCACCAUCAGAAGAGACAAUGGUCCUCCUUCUAUGCAGCGGGAAUAUUUUGCCCAGAUAGCUGAAACCGAACCGGUCAACAACAUCAUUCCCUUUACUUCUAUCCAGGCCUUGGACAACAACAUAAGGGGUUCCUUAGUGUAUGAAGAAGAAGGGGACGGACUUGCCAUGUCAUACUUUGCUUUGAACAGAAACACAGGAGCAAUCACUGUACAGAAGAGCCUGCUUACAACCAAUGAAACAAAUUUUGUGUUGAGGGCCAUAGCUUACGACACUUACUACCCUGACAAUAAGGCCAACACUACAGUCAGAAUCACCGUGAUUCGUAAUCCUAAUGCACCACAGUUCAGCCAGAGUGCCUACGAAACAGAGAUCAACGAGUACCAUUCCUUUGGUGUCACUGUCUUCACUGUCUCUGCUGGGGAUGCUGACAAAGAUGUAGUAUUGUUUUCCAUUGAACCACCAAAUGACUACUUCUACAUUGAGAAAUACAGUGGCAGAAUCUACAUUCGAAGAUCUCCAAGUGAAAAUCCUUCUGUAUCAGAGUAUAAGUUCUAUGUUUUGGCCAGUGAUCAGAGGAGUCCACCAAGGAUCAGCAAUGCCACAAUGACCAUCAGAAUCAGAAGAAACCAGCCCCCUAGGUUCUUAAGAUUGCCAGAAUUUACCAGCACGUCUGAGAAUGCUGCUGAUAACUUUGUAGUGUAUACUGUGCAGGCUACAGAUCCAGACAAGAGGCCUGCUGCCAGACUGGUGUAUACAGUGGUUGGAGAUGGUUCUGGUCCAAGCUUUUUCACACUGGAUAACUCUACUGGAGAAGUGAGACCAAAAGCAGGACUGAGAAAUGACACAGCAUUACAAUAUGUGUUACGAAUCUCUGUUUAUGAUGAGGAUAUCCCUGACAUGAGGACCACCAGCACCUUAACAAUCAGUGUACUAAGAAACACAAACCAGCCUCUGUUUUCUCAGCGGUCCUAUGUCUACAACAUCACAGACACAACCAGACCCAGUACUGUGGUAGGACGCCCCACAGCUUCCGAUUUGGAUGGAGACAGGUUGCAGUAUUAUUACACAGCAGGGGAUGCAACUCAUCUUGAAUACUUCUAUGUGAAUAGAGACACAGCUGAAAUCAUCCUUAUCAAGAACUUGGACACUACAGCUUUAAGAACAUUCAAUCUGCAAAUAAGAGCAGAGGAUGGACGAGUUCCACUAAAAUCUGACACGGUUCAGGUCACCAUUAAUGUAGCCAGAGAUCUGGAGCUUCCAGUGUUCAUUAACAGACCCUACGUAUUCAACACUGAUGAACAGAAACCUGUGAACUUCACUGUUGGGUCUGUGUCAGCAGUCGAUCCAGAUAUCAGGGGUAGGAUUCAAUACGAGGUAGUAGGAAUUUAUCCAGCUCCCUCCUUCUUUGAUGUGGAUAAGGACACUGGAGCCAUUAGAAUCACAAGAGAUCUGAAGGAAGAUAAAUCGGCUACAGGAACCUAUGUGUUGAGAAUAUCUGCAUAUGACUCCAGAGAUCCCAGCAAGUUCACAACAGAAGAUGUAACAAUCAAUGUGGCUAGGAACCUUAGCCCACCAAGAUUUAGUCAAGACCCAUAUUCCAGAACUAUCACAGAAUUGUACCCCAUGGGAGUGCCUGUCCUCAACAUCUCAGCCACUGAUUCUGAUCAGGAUACUGUGUCGUACUCGAUUGUUCGAGACAAUACUGGUGGGAGUUCUUUGGUUUAUUUCUACAUUGAUGCAAAUGGACGCCUGCAUCUGAGACAGCCACUGACAUCCCCUGGUGUACCAGGACAGUUCAGUAUGGUUGUUGCGGCUACUGAUUCUGGAAGACCAGCAAGAACAACGGAAGUGAAUGUGUUUAUCACUGUUACUAAGAUCAAUCCACCUAGAUUCCUCGGUACCCCAUACACAAGGAAUCUGGAAGAAAGAACAGCCAAUGGUACCAGUAUCAUUACUGUUCGUACGGAUGCCUCCACUGACAUUGUCUAUGAGAUAGUGGGAGAACCACCCGCACCAUACUUGUUCUUCGUGGAUCAAACUGGAGAUAUUCAUAUUAAGAGGGAUUUGACAACAGAUAAAUCCAUGCAAUACACGAUAAGAGUUCGAGCCUACCAGAGAAACACACCAUCCAAGUACUCUGAAACGGAUGUGAUAGUCAACAUGCUUAGAAAUGUCAACCCACCAGUGUUUACACCAGACAGAUUUGACAUUAACAUUAACUAUGAUGAUCCUGUGGGCAGUAGAAUCAUUCAAGUACAGGCUGCAGAUGCAGAUCAGGAUAACCUUCAGUACAGUAUUACUGGAGAUGCUGCUUGUCAGAAUACAUUCUACAUUAUCAGUGCUACAGGAGAAGUGUUCCUGGGCAAAAACCUAAAAACCACCUCAGAUGUCACAUUUAGGUGUACUUUGAGUGUGACAGACAAUGGGUAUCCAACACCAAAAGUUGACACUGCACCAAUGGUCAUCAAUGUAAUCAGGGGAACUAACCCAGUCUUUGGAUCUCAAGACACCACUGUCAAUUUGCGUGAAGAUGUACCACUGAAUACUCAAGUCGGAAACCCCAUCACAGCAACCAGAAUUCCUGCACCCCAAUUUCCCGAUACUAUGGUGUACGAGAUCAUCGGCCAGUAUCCAGCUCAGAGCUUCUUUGGUGUCAAUAAUGCAACUGGUCAGAUAAGUGUCAUUCAGGAUCUGCGCUUGGAUGGAUUAAAGACCACUCAAUACAAGGUGUUGGUCCUGGCUUAUGGAACUGACAAACCAGACCUUAGAAGCACGGCCACAGUGACCGUUAAUGUACAGAGAAACCUGAAUGGACCGAGAUUCUUCCCCCAGACAGACAGGAUAGAGUUACCAGAAACUACGGGUAUAGAUUUCUGGUCCAUGCCUCAGAAUGUCACAGAUCCAGACAGUUCCAAGAUCACCUGCUCCAUCAUAUCAGAUGCUAAAUCUGUGGAGUACUUUAAAGUAGACCCAGACACUUGUGUACUGUCACUGAGAAAAUCUCUUAAAGAUGACCCAGACUUAACAACAACAUACAAUGUUGUUAUUCAAGCAACAGAUAAUGGACAGCCACCUCAGUCCAGCCAAAAAACCGUAGUUGUCACCGUCCCUAGAGAUUUAAGUAAACCCCGAUUCCAGAAUCUGCCACAGACAAUAACUAUUGAUGAAACCAGACAAGCUGGUUCCUCAGUGUUUGUUGUCUCAGCAACAGACGACUUGAGAGGUAGACUCCAGUACAGUAUCGUGGGAGAUCUUCCAGCUCCAAGCUUCUUCCAGAUUGAUCCCAACACUGGCAACAUGACCCUCCGAAAUUCCCCCAAGUCUGAUGGACUGGCAAGCAGCAGUUACACUGUAAGAAUUCAAGUUAUUGAUGAUGCUUGGCCCAACAAUCCUGAGUAUGGUGAGCUAACAGUGCAAGUGACCAGAAACAGACAAGGCCCACAACUCAAUCCAUCCACUUACAACCAGAAUAUCAGGGCCAGUAACCCUGUAGGUUCUACCAUUGUGACCAUUGGAGCCUCAGACCCAGAUGGGGAUAAACUUGUAUUUGUGAACCGUGGAACAGCCAAUGACAAGAAGUAUUUCUUUGUACAACCCGAGACGGGAGCUGUGAUUCAAAUUGGAGACUUGACUGAAUUGACAACCCAGACAACUUUCCGAUUCAACGUUGAUGUGUCAGACACUCGCCAACCUCAGAACACGGUGACGGCUAGUGUUACUAUUACGGUCACCCCAUUAAGCGGACCCCCAGUAUUCACCCAGAAUUAUUACACUUUUGAUACCUCCAUAGUAACACCUGUCAAUGCCUCUGUUGGAACUGUGUCCGCUGUUGAUAACGACCUACAGGGAGCUGUGGUGUACAAAGUAAACGGAUUUACUCCAGGCACGGAAUACUUCAGAAUGGAUCCAGCCGGAUCUUUUGUCUAUAUUAGAGUGAACAAAAGAUUGUUGGACAAUCCUAGUGUUACUUCAUACUUGCUGUUGCUGGAGGCUUAUGAUGACCAGUACCCAGAAGAUAAAUCCUACGCUUCAGUCACCAUAAAUAUCUUGAAGAAUGUCAACCCACCCGUCAUUGUUCCUUCCCAGAUGUCAGCCACAGUGAAUGACUAUGACCCACCGGGAACUCCAGUUAUUGAUGUCAAUGCCACUGACUUGGAUCAAACUCUCCCGGAGAAGACCCUACUGUAUACUAUAGAGGCUGGACGUGAUCCCAUGGAAUACUUCACCAUUGAUCCUAUCUCUGGAUUAAUAUCUGUGGAUAGAAGGCUCUCUGAAGACCUCAGUAGACCCUCUGAAUAUGUGCUGCGAGUCAUUGCUCGAGACACCAGUGCUACUCCCCAGUCGGCCACAGCUACAGUGACAGUAAGCGUCAACAGGAACACCAGGCCACAGUUUGUUGACCCCGCCCGUUUUGUAUUCAGCCCCUCAGAAGCCAGGGCUGUGUACGAUUCUCUGUUCGUCGUGUCAGCUACAGAUCCAGACUCACCAUUACUGUUGAAUGGACAAUUGGAGUUCUACUUUGUGGGACCGGUGAAUGCUAGUCGAGUGUUCGGUAUUGAUCCAGUCUCUGGUAGUAUUUUCCCACGCAUCAGCUUACAAGAUGUCACUCAGGAUCGCUGGACUUUCACGGUGGGAGUCCGAGACAAGGGAAUCCCCCCUCUGUCUGUGGAGACUCCAGUCACCGCUAACAUUCAGAGGAUUGGUAAACCUGUCUUUGACAGUGUUAGAAUCGACGUCACCAAAUUCGAAAAUGCACCCGUAGAUGAGGUUGUUACCCCGGUUACAGCCAGAGAUCCAUUGCCAGGGAGCACUCUUGUGUAUGAAAUCCGAGGUGAUGGAUUAGCCGGGGAAUACUUCAAGAUUGGAACUGAUGGAGUGAUCCGAAUUAACAAGUCCCUGUUUCUGGAUGAUAAUAAAACACCAACAUACAGGAUUCGAGUGGUGGCUUACAGACAGACCGAUCCACUACAGCAGGCCGAGGCAUUCGUCUAUGUGUUGGUAAUCAGAAAUCCAAACCAACCCUUCUUCUCCCAUGGAAAUCUGGAAACAACCAUCAAUGAGAAUACAGAAAUAUCUUCAUUUAUUAUUAGUGUCAACGCUACUGAUAAUGAUCAAGGAGAAAAUGGGGAGAUUGUGUACUUCUUUAGCAGUCAGGAGUCACAGCCUGUUUAUGCAGCAAACUAUUUUUACAUCAACCCCACCACUGGUGACAUCACCUUGUCUGCCAGGCUGAGGGAUGACCCAAACACUCCUCAAUACCAGUUGCGAGUCAUUGCUAGAGACAAGGGAGUCCCAAGUAAGCAGGCUGGGGUCACUGUCACAAUAAAGAUAGAGAGAAAUCCUCAUCCUCCAUCAUUCAUACAAAGGUCGUACGAAGCUGAUGUCAAUGAGAGUAUACCUGUGGGAAGCUCAGUCAUUCAACUUGCUGCUCAGGAUCUGGAUGGAGAUCCAAUUGUAUAUAGCAUCAACUAUGACCCCCCAGCCUCUUUAUAUUUUAACAUUGACGGUAACACAGGUUUGAUCAGAACAGCCACAACCCUUUACCAAGACGAAGCUGACCGAUAUGUGCUACUUGUCACAGCUUCAGACCAGACCCUCCAAGGAACUGCCACUGUAACCGUCCGAGUUCAUCGUAACGUCCACAGACCCGUAUUUGCUGACCCUACCCACACGGUGACAAUCUCGGAAUACGAGGAUCUUAACACUAUCAUCUACCGUGUGGUGGCCACAGAUAAUGAUAACAAUCGCAGCAGCAGUGGAAUUCUGAGAUACUCCCUUCUAAGGACCAGCGGUUCUGUCUUUAUCAUCAGUCCUACCACGGGAGAAAUUCAACUCGCACAGUCACUGACUAACAACAAGACUGCAGACCAAUACACUCUCACCGUCAUGGCAAAGGAUGUCUCAAGUAAUCCCAAAAAUGCUACUGGAACUGUCACUGUCAACAUUGUCCGCAACCAAUUUACUCCCGAGUUUAAUUCACAAAGUAACAUAACAACGGCUAAAGAUUUAGACAGUUAUGGGACAUCUAUAGUCAAUGUUUCAGCAAUUGAUAGAGACAGAGAGAAUCCAUAUAGUGUAAAUACACCCAAUGCUCAGGUUGUUUAUUCCUUGCCAUCAGAUCUAUCGACAGAUAAUAGGUUCUUCCAUAUAACCCCAGAAGGAAAUCUGAAAGUAACACAGCCACUGCCAACAAAUGCAGACAAGACUGAGUUACCUGUACGAAUUAGAGCUUGUGAUAAGAGCUGGAAUCAAAAAUGUUCUGACAUACAAUUGAAUAUUCCAUUAACUCAUCAUGGAAGCCCAGAAGGUCGACUUGGUUUUAAACAACCAGUUUAUUACAAAGAGGUGCCAGAGAACUUUCCACUGAGUAACGUCAUUGUAGAGAUGGAUGUGGAGUACCAAGGAGCCUCCUCCAUCAAAUGUACCAUUGCAGAUAAGAACAUGGAAAACAGGUUCUCUACUAAAAAUGAUAAUCUCAACAAAAACUGUCAGCUUAUAUUGCUUCACCAGCUGGACUUCAGUGUACAGGACAAGUACAACGUAACAGUGACUGUGACAGCUGAUGACUCACAAACCAGGAGAAAGAGACAGAUAUAUGUAUACAACACCUACCCCACUGCCACUGUGAUCAUCCAAGUACUGGAUGUGAAUAACAAUCCUCCACAGUUUGUCUAUCCCAUGUAUCCAGUUAAUCCAGUAGAACUAAGGAUGUACUUUGGAGCUAUAGCCAAUGACAGCAGGCCAGACCAACAGAUACUGGAGGUCCACGCUAGAGAUCUGGAUCUAGGUACCAAUGGCAGAGUGACUUACUCAAUCAAAGACAACUCAGGAAUUCCAGCAAACCCACCGUUCAGUCUUGCUGCUGAUGACGGAAUGGUCACUACCAAGAGAGAUCUGUCCGCAGAGAUGCAGAAGCCUGCUCAGUAUCGCUUCAAGGCUGUAGCCACAGAUAACCCUAUUCUGUUCUCACAAAGGCAAACAGAUGAAGCCAAUGUCUAUAUAAACUUGAUUCAUCCAUUCCAUCGGUUUGUGAUGGUGUUCCAAGAUAGAAGUCCAGAGGAUAUACUACCAAAGAAAGAGUUCAUCAGACAAGUUAUUCAGAAUGUGACAAGAAGGGUGGCUAUUAUUGAGAAGGUUGAGAAGAAACGUUUUCUCAAUGACAUGCAGAAUGUUUUGACAGACACAAGCACUGUACCUGACUCUGAUUUAUACUUUGUUCUACAACAAACCAUUGAACCAUACCACCUGAUCAACAAUACAGAACAGGAUACAUUAUUCCCAGAGAAUGUGCAGGAUGAAUUGAAGAACAGAAUAGGUGGAGAUCCCAGCCUGAAGGUCAUCAUCAUCCGGAAGCCAUUUGACAGUCAGGCCAGCCGUAUCUUCCAGCUGAGCAAGUCCUACGUGUGGUGGCUGGACGACCCCUGGGCAGCUCUCGUCGCCCUGGCCGCCAUCUCAAUACUCCUCUGUCUCGUUGGACUCAUUGUCAUCAUUUUCACUCACUCAAGGUAUACAAGGUAUAUUAAUGAGUAUGCAGCAGCUAUGAAGGUGUAUGAUCAACCAGAGUUUGUAGAACCACCAAGUUUCCUUAGGGAAUAUGAAACACAGAGUUUAAAUAUGUACGUCCCACCUGAUGAGGCAGUUCAGGAUUCAGGGGAAAUCAACCUGACAUUUGAAGGAGAUAACUUAGUAGCAGCAGAACAUAUAGGUGGAGACCAGGGAAUUACUUCAGCAGUUAAUCCCAUUUACCAAGAAGAUGAUUCACAGAUUCAACAACCAAGGCCAACAGGAUUUACAGAGAGUACAACGAUGUUGUGAUUGUAGACAUUAAUAAACUUAACUAGAGACUUGUUUAAGGCCAUCAAUAUAUUUAUGGCUACGCACUCCAUUCUGCGGCUUCUAAUUUUUCAUUUGCAUAUAUUCCUCACAUCCUCCAUUUUAACCCAUCAUGCCCCAGAAGUACAGGAGUGCAGUUAUUUUUUCCUAAACAAAGAAGAUGGAUUGCAACAAAUAAAAGUGAGAAAACUCAGGCAAAUGUUAUCAUGAAAUUCCAUAGAGGUGCCAAGGGAGGAGAGAAUUUCAAAAAACUAUUUCUUGAGUGCUAUUGUGCAAAUAUUCUAUGCAGAUUUAAUUAUAAUUUAUUAAUUUUUUUUACAAAAGUUAGUGCUGAUCGAAUGACAAUAAAUUAUUUUAUAGAUUCCUAUUAUGUUUUUCCACAAGAUUUAUUUUUUCUAAGUAUCAUACAAGAAACAUAUCAUGGAUUAUAAAAGGCAUAUCAAACUUUCUUUUUUAGUUGCAUUAAGUGUUUGUUACAUUCCAUGACAUUUAUAUUAUGAAAAAUGUGAUUAUUAUGUUAUUUUUCAUGAAAAUUUUUAUAGUGAAAUCUUAGCAGUUAAUGUGAUUUUACAGGUGUUUGUGAUAUACAAUGUUAUAUUUCUAUAUACAGGUAGAAUUUUGACUUUUUUUUUGUACAAUUGACUCGUCUAUCAGUGUACGUAGUUUGCUGAAUUCACUUCGAAAUGUUCUGUAAAAGCUUGCCAUCAUUCACAAUGUUGGGUGUAUAAUUUGUUUGCCAGUAUAGUGUGUUUGAAUGACAGGAAAUGAGAAGCACAUAUUUCAACAAUUUGUAUUUUUUUAUAAACAAAUAUACUCUAUUUUUCAAUAA
Messenger RNA from Saccostrea cuccullata (small rock oyster), 18434 nucleotides. RefSeq names its product protocadherin Fat 3-like. Gene Ontology annotation, biological process: homophilic cell-cell adhesion. Gene Ontology annotation, molecular function: calcium ion binding; cadherin binding. NCBI's taxonomy places the organism in Eukaryota, Metazoa, Mollusca, Bivalvia, Ostreida, Ostreidae. The record is from RefSeq and is a predicted model, not a curated record. The coding region runs from base 11 to 17587 and encodes 5858 amino acids. Gene Ontology annotation, cellular component: catenin complex; membrane. The transcript has 108 exons.